Molecule: messenger RNA, 522 nt
Organism: Microtus oregoni (creeping vole)
Lineage: Eukaryota; Metazoa; Chordata; Mammalia; Rodentia; Cricetidae
Gene: Ndufs6
Product: NADH:ubiquinone oxidoreductase subunit S6
Exons: 4
Coding region: 49-399 (116 amino acids)
Biological process (GO): mitochondrial electron transport, NADH to ubiquinone
Source: RefSeq, a predicted model, not a curated record
CUGCGUAGGCGCUCCGUACGCCGCGCGGGGUCAGGGGUCACCGGGAAGAUGGCGGCGGCGUUGACCUUCCGCCGGCUGCUGGCUCUGCCCAGGGCUGCGCGGGGUUUCGGGGUGCGAGUGUCGUCGAGCGGGGAGAAGAUCACGCACACCGGCCAGGUUUAUGAUGAAAAAGACUACAGGAGGAUUCGGUUUGUAGAUCGUCAGAAAGAGGUGAAUGAGAACUUUGCCAUCGAUUUGAUAGCAGAGCAGCCUGUGAAUGAGGUGGACCAUCGGAUCAUAGCCUGCGAUGGUGGUGGUGGUGCCCUGGGCCACCCCAAAGUGUACAUAAAUUUGGACAAAGAAACAAAAACGGGGACAUGUGGCUACUGUGGCCUGCAGUUCAAGCAGCACCAUCAUUAGUGUGGCUGACCUGGUCCUCUGACACCGGUGCAAUACCUGUCUCCACGUGAGGUGUUUAGGUGUGACGUCACCGCUCUGUGAACGGUGUCCCUUCUUAUGAAUAAAAGAUGCUACCAUCAUGGA